GUCUUCCUGGCGGUGGCUCUAAGCACUGUACAAGCAAUGCCGGUGAAAGUACUCCUCGGGUGCGUCAAGGAUAACCUCUUGGCACCGGUGUUUCCCAAUGUUGCCGCUGGGUUCGACCUGACCAACAUGACCACGACGCCAACGGCGUGCGCCAAGUCCUGCCUGGAACACGGCUACACCUAUGCCGCCAUGUCGGAAGGAAUCCAUUGUUUCUGCUCUGUGGACGUCGUCGGGUACGGUACUCUGGCUGCCGCGGCCGGUUGUGAAUUGGUGUGCGCUGGGGAACCCUGUGGGUCCGCCUUGGACGUGGGUCAGUUGUCCGUCUAUGACACAGGGGGCGGUAGCCCCAAUUUCACCCUCGUGGGAGCUACGGACGACGCCGCUAUCAUGGAUCUCACACCGACACCGCUUGCAACAGGGACCACAUUCCUCGUCGAUUAUGGCUACGGUUCGCCUCUCUCGUACUUCAACAGCACAGCCGCCAUGUUAGCAGUUCCCGUGUACCUCAUACCUGGCCUUUACACCGCAACAGUUAUUGGGGUAAUAGAAGGCACUACUUUAUCCUACGUGCAAAGUGUGAAUUUCACUAAGACUGUGGGAGGCGGAACCUCGUUAGUAGAUGCUAUAAGCUGUCCCAUCGUUUUCGAACCAGAUUUUACGUACUACUGUAAUGUUACAGCAACGCCAGGGACAGACACGACUGUAUUCACAGCCACAUUCAGUGAUACUGGUGCAGCAGUCUCAAUUCAGAGUACCAUCGACUUCUACCAGCUAGGGAACACGGUACCUCGCGCCCUAACCAGGGACGUGUUGCCCCCCAGCAGCGCGACUGACGUCAUCAUGCUCGUCGACCAUCCCAUCACAGUUAAAGGUCUGCUCCUCGCCUUUGAUUUGUAUGGCUACCAAGCAGGAGCUUUCACGGUGUCGAUGAAGAGGCCUACCUGCGCCAGUGGCCUGUACUGCGUGCACGAGAGAGGCUGCAUGGCUGUCUGCCCUCACGACCUCGUCACCAACAUGCAUACGUGCCCCGCCCCCAAGUUCUUCUGCCCUGACCGUCGAACCUGCACUGAUACUGGAGUCUGUCAGGCUCCCGAAGCGGCUCCUGCGAGCUGGGUCGACGUGGCUGGCACAGUCAUUGCCAACUCCUUCGCUUCCCAGGGAUUCAUGAGGCAACUCCUUCUAGCCCCUGUCGAAGUCCUUCCCGGAGACGUCAUUCACGUGACUGGCCCUGUUGGGAGAUUGAACGUGCCCCGUGAGGGAGGAGACUUGGUCAACGGUGUCAAGACCACAGCCCAUCACUAUGCAUCGGCCAUCAUUAAGGAAAACGUCCCUGUUCAGGUGGCACACAUUUGCACCACUGUCAAUUUGGACGUCAUCUUGGACGUCGUGGACGCUGCCGAUGCGACGGUGGCUCUGAACAACCACACGUCGUGCGAGCGAAUCAUAACAGACAUCGACAUGAAGAUCAAUCAGGUUCCCACUGACGCUUUCAAUGCCUCCUUGAACGUGGAGGCACCUUACUAUAUCAGGACCGUCACAGCAGCUAUCUUCACUGCCAUUUUCACGGUGGCAGGACCCACGACCUUCACCUACAUAUACACGCCUUCGAUUGGGGUCAACCACACAUUCGUGGACAUCACCGACUACCCUUACACCGGCAUACCAUACGAGGUACCUCACUCGGUCAACAUUCCGCUAGAGGGCAUCUACAUAGUCACCAUCUACGCCGAAAACCAGCACAAUCUUAUCCCGGGUCCUAAGUUCAACUCGACGAUCUUCUACGCCCAACACGAAGUCACCACCACUUGGACUGUGGCACCGGAUUCGACGGUCACCGACUCCGUCAAUUUGGCUUUUUUGGUGCCUGCACAAGCCCCCAAAUUCAAGUUCAUCGACACAGCCUUCGUCAAUUUCCCGACGAACGCGACGGCCAGAUGUGACUGGGGAGACGGAUCCCCGGUGGAGGAACUGCCUUUUUUGAACCCGGGCGACAAUAUGCCUAUUCUCGAACACCCGUACACCGUCGGAGGAGUGUACACCAUGACGGCCUACAUCUACAACAAGGUUUCGGGGUACACUGUACAAUGUACGGUUCUGAUCGUAGAGCAAAUCUUCGACUUCGCCAUCAGCAACCAGUACUUCCCGAGCGACUUCUCUGUGGUGCCCAGGGAAGGCUUCGGCUCCUUGAGGAAUCAGUUCCCGAUGGACAGAAACCUGACUUUUUACCCUUCCAUGUCACACGGAACCGUGGAUUCCUACGAGGUUGAAUUUACCGUCAAUGGUUCCCAGAUCCUCACCUACACGGUAAUCGACCGUUUCAAACCGAUUGAUAAUCCUUUCUACCAUCAUUUUAACGUAGAGGCGCUGUUGAAUCUCACCGUGUACGCCGUCAACAUCUUCGAGAGAGUUCCUGUUGAUAUCUUUGUGGAGAUACUUGAGCAGGUGAAGAUAGCACAGAUCGAUGACUUCUCAAUAGUGACCGGAAAGGACGAACUGAAGACGUUCGGCAUCUCCUUCGAAACUCUGGGCGGAGGGGCGUGUCUCGUUGUUGAUUGGGGGGACUCGAAUCCACUCCUGCUGGACUCCUUCGGGGACGAGUACAACUGCAAGUUGAACUUCUCCUACGCCACUUACUAUCCCGGAGUCACGCUGCAGUUGGAAAACACCUUCACUCAUACUUACACGGCAAAUGGAGUUUACAACAUCUCAAUCAUGGCCUACAACCCAGUCAGCACCACGACAGAUAUGCUGCUGUUCAUCGUGAGCGACCUCAAGUGCCGCCCCCCCAAAAUCGAGAUCUUCGACGGCACCUUGGACUACCUGGCCGCGCCCCGACUCUACAAAGGGGAAGACAAUUCCAUAGUGGCCGUCUCUACCAUAGACUGUGAGGUCACGAGCAAAACCAAGAAACGCUGGCAGAUAUUCGCCGUGGACGACCUCUGGGGCUUCAUCGUGGAACCUAUAGCGACCAUGGACGUCGUUCCGACCUGGAAUAUGUCUGAAGUGGUCAUUCCAGCCAAUUACCUCAAGUACGGACGAUACAUGCUCACCUAUACACUCACCAUGUGGGACCCGCCCGUCCUGGACCCGAACUGGCCCUUCCAAAAGCAGAUGGACACCUACAUCGAGAUCAUUCCCACGCCCCUGAAGCCCUCCAUGUUCGGGGGCGUGCUGAGGAUUACAAGGGGCCCCAUCCAGGAGGUGCUCUUCGACCCCACCACGAACUCCAUCGACCCCGAUAACCCGGACGAGAAGGGCUUUACUGUCAGCUGGAAAUGCAGAGAGCUGACUGAAGCUUGGCCUGCGGUGGACACAAAGCCCAAUCCCAUAUGGCCGAAAGGAACGUCGGGUACCGGGUGCUUUGGAUAUGGGCCAGGGUUGCUGGAUCACACCGAUGGGUCCCUAACUGUCUUGGGUGGGGACUUCAUAGGUGUGGACAAGAUCUAUGAAAUAAUAGCCACUAUCAAGAAAGACACGAGAACUGCGUCGGCUACGGGACAAGUUCACGUUGUGUCCUACAACCCUCCCAUUUUGGAAGUCAGGUGUUUAGCAGAGGCCCUGUGUAAGCCAGAUGGCGACGGAGUUUACGUCAACCCUUCCCUUAAAAUGGGAGUCCUAGCAGAAUGCAUUGAUUUUUGUGUUGAGCCGUACAACUAUUUAUGGACUGUCAUGCACCAGGAUGAAAGUCAGAUUGUGCCAGCGGCAGGGCAGGAGAUAGUAGGACAUACACUAUCUGAGUAUGCUCUGACCCCAUCAUUCUUCGAUCUGUAUGAAAAUGAACCCGUGAUCAAAAUUGGUGUUGAAGCCAGUGAUCAAACGGGUAUUACAGGUGGCGCCAUGUACUUCAUGAAGAUUAACAAGCGCCCGAUAGGUGGCACUUGCACUGUGACCGUACCGCCGACCAAACUCGCUCUCGUGGACAUGUACAAGGUCACGUGUGCCCAGUGGGUUGACCCUGAGAAGAAGGGCAUCACUCUCUACUCCAUAUUUGCUGUUGAGGCAACAGGCAAAAAGACGCCCCUGACAGACAUGAAGCACAGCAGCACUAUGCCCAACACAAUCGACAUCAUCCUGUUCCCCGGAGUGUUCGACAUCAUCGUCGAGAUUCACGACAAGUGGGAAGCUUUCACAGUAUAUAAGGCUGCGACUGGAGUAGAGGCCUUGAUGCCAACCGAAGAACAAGUGAAAGCAGCGAACAUCGGCGAUCUUAUCGCGUCUCUGUCCGGAGCGGGAAACACCGGGCUUCUGACAAUGGUUAUCGCUGCCCAGACGGCUGUUAAUUUACAGGCCCCGUGGCUUUCCCUGAAGCCAGAGGACAUAGCGAACUUGACUCAAGCGGAGAUAGACGCUCGCAUCGUAGCCUUAGCCGCCAUCAACAAUGCAGCUCUGGACGCCCUGAAGGCAAACACUGUCUACAAUUCCCUCGGGGCGAUAUCCUGUGCGGCUUCAACUGUUGCCGGGAUUCUGAAGGCCUCCACAGACCACCUCGAGUCUCUGAAGACUAUUGACAUAGCAGCCAGGGAUAAAGUGGCAGGCAUCUCCGAGGACAUUCUGAACGGCCUGCUGAAAACCGAUCCCCCGUCGUCAGACCUUCUCGUGCCGCUCGUUGAAUACAUGGGCGUGAUUGCUGGUGGAAUGGCGGAUGGCCAAAACGAAAUUGGAUCAGACGAGUCUUGUCAGUUCAUCCCUCCCAGCGACUUCAUCAAUCGAAACUCACUGCCCUUCGACACCAGGAUCACCUCGCCUGAUAUGGUCAUACCCGAUAAACCAGAGGAUAUUUACAAAUGCAAUGUUCGAGAUGUUACCAGGCAGAGAGCACAGAGAAUCGUUCCACUGAUCGAGAAGGUCCUGGACCGGAUAUCCGAGUCUGUCCUGGAGAAGAUGGUAGCCGGGGAGAUGUACAACAUCAGCACCGCGACGGAUAUUCACGUCAUGAUGGGCAUAGUCCCGAAGUUAACAAUAAUCAACAUCGGCAAAAGUGGAAGCAGCUUCGUCUUCCCGGACAAUUUCUGCCCCCAGGUGAAGUGCAACACCGCCAUAGGAUACAACGCCAGGGAGUGGCCCUUCGUCACCCAUGCCUACCCAGAAUCCUCCGAUAGCCUGUCGCCAGGAACGAAGACCCUGGACCUGACUUUGUACAACCGCAAGAUCGAGCGUCUGGUCGUGGAGGAUUUGGCGCCAGACAGGGAAAUCAAAAUCAACAUCGCGCGCAAGGCUGCAAGGAGAGGAAACGGCACUUUACCUGAUUUUGAAUACAUUGACGCCAUCACUGAAUCAGCUGCUCAGGUGCUCCCGAUGGUAUAUACCACUUUCAAUAUUACCAGGGCCGACUCAUCAGCGAACUUAGAGAUCAUCCCAGACACGGAAAACCCUCGCUUGUUUAUACUCGUGUCAAAACCUCGACUUCCGACAGUGACCAACCACGAGCUUUUCAUUCUCGUCAAGGACAUACCUUUGAAGAAUGGUACUAUCCACGACCUGUUCCUGUCGUCAUCCUUCCUAAACGGGACUGGGAGGUACUUCGUGGGCGUCGGCGAAUUCAAGGAGGACUUCGACCCCAAACUGAUGAACGACCCGGUGAAAAACAACGUCACUGGGUCGGUGGUUCAAGUGUUGACUACGAACUACAAACUGCGCAUCAUCACCGGCGGCUGUUACUUCCUCACCAAGUCGAAUUCGACCUGGAUGGGUGAUGGACUAUCGGUGCGUGUGUGCUAUAGUGACCGCAAGAUUGUCAACUGCAGCUCCAACCACCUGACGAGUUUCGCGUCGGGUAUGUUCAUCAUGCCCAACACCAUCGACUUCAACUACGUGUUCGCCAACAUGGGAUUCAACGACAACCUCACCAUAUACCUGACGAUCAUCAUCAGUCUGUCGAUCUUCCUCCUUCUCCUCGUUUACGCCCGUGUCAAGGACAAGAAGGAUGUGGAGAAGCUGGGCGCCACGCCCUUGCCCGACAACAGGGUGGAAGACAAGUACUUCUACGAGAUGCUGGUGUUUACAGGGAACACCAAGGGCGCCCAGACCGAUUCGCUGGUUCAGUUCACCGUAGCCGGCGAAUACGACGAGACUGACGUUAGGACUCUGGCCGACAGCAAACGGAAGAUCCUUAGGAAGGCUGGCGUGGACGUCUUUGUCAUGGCUGUUCCGAGGCCCCUGGGACCACUCCAGUACCUGCACAUUUGGCACGACAACAGUGGAAAGGGACCCAAUGCUUCUUGGUUCCUGAGCUAUGUCGUUUUCAGAGACGUGCAGAGCGGUGACAAGUUCGAGUUUAUCUGCCAUCAGUGGUUGGCUGUUGAGCAUGACGACGGACAGAUUGAACGUCUAUUGGAAGUGGCCAAUCAGGAACAGAGAAUGCAGUUCUCGCAUUUGUACAACACCACCAAGAACAAGAAGAUCGCUGACGGCCAUCUUUGGUUCUCCGUGUUCCUGAGACCGGCUCGCUCGCGGUUCACAAGAUGCCAACGCGUGGCCUCGUGUUUCGCCCUGCUAUUCCUCUCCAUGUUGGUGAAUGCCAUGUGGUACGAACGAGUUCCCGAAAAACCUGGCAGUGGGGGCCUGAAUUUGGGACCAUUCCACCUGAGUCCUGAGCAGAUUGGCGUGGGUAUAUUGAGCAACUUGAUCGUGUUUCCCCCCUCUUUCCUGAUCGUCUUCUUCUUCCGCAAAUCUCAGCCCAAGACUCUCCGCAAAUCGAGAAUUGAAAAGGCCUAUGAGAGAACUCGUGCCGAGAAGGGAGCUGAUGAUGAGGAGGAGGAGGAGGAGGACGAAAGGGAGGAAAAUGAAGACGAAAAUGGAGGAAAAGUCGCCAAGAAGAAGAAGGUGAUCGAGAAGAAAGCAAAGAACAAGAAAUUCGUACUGCCGUGGUGGACGAAGAUCUUCGCUUGGUUGCUGGUUGUUGCCUGCAUCGCCGUCUCCUGCUUCUUCCUCCUGAUGUACGGCAUCAUGUUCGGGAACACGAAGGCUACGAAGUGGAUAACCUCCCUCAUCAUUUCAUUCUUCUCCUCCGUUCUGUUCGUCCAGCCACUCAAGAUUUUCUUGACGUCACUCUUGGUGAGUGCCAUAUUCAAGUCCGUGGAUCUGGACGAAGAUGAUGCUGACGAAGACGAAGAGGAGCCGAAUCUGGAACAGGACGAAAUGUGGCUUCAUCCAGGUGAGAGAAUGGAGAAAACCUUCAAAGCGAAGAAAGUGGAUGAAGAGACUCUGCAGAAGCUGAGAGCCACGCGCAAGAAGGAGGUGGAGAUGUGGUCGAUCAUCAAAGAGAUCGUUGUUUACGCUGCCUUCAUCUGGUUACUUCUCAUCCUCUCUUAUGGAAACAGAGAUCCUAAUGCCUUCCUCCUGAAGAAGGCCUUGAAGAAUUCGUUUCUCCACGAGGUAAUGGAUGACGAGACGGACUUCAUGCUGGUGACGAACGCGGAUAGGCUAUGGGAAUAUUUAUACUCGGGCUUCAUGACAGACAUACGCGCUGGCUUACUUUACAAUGGAGACCCACCCUACAGUUUGCGAGGUUACUUCAACGACUGGUGCAACCGAGUCAUGGGAUAUGCCAUCAUCAGGCAAAUUCGGAUCAAGGAAAACUCGUGCAGGGUGUCGGAUUCUCUGCAGAAUAUAAACACAGCCUGCAGCAGCUACGCGUCCCUUGUCCACGAAGACUCCACCAGUUAUUGCAAGGGAUGGGUUCUCCCGACGAAUGCGACGAAGGACACGCCGGAUUGCAACAUACCCGAAUUCAAAUACGAGAGCGCAGCGAAGCUCGAGGCUAUGCCCAUCUGGGGGAAGAGGGACUGGUACGGUGGCGGAGGCUACGUCAUACACCUCAAGGAGUCGGCGGGCGACAUCAUGCAGAAAUUCAAGGAUCUCCAGAGCAGCUUCUGGAUCGACUCCAAGACUCGAGCGGUGCUGAUUGAAUUCUCGUCUUAUAAUUCGCAGGUCAAUUUGUUUGGGAUGUCACUCCUCAUGCUGGAGUUCGUACCUGGCGGCGGAAUCAACCCGUCCUAUCGGUUCGAGGGAAUAAGGCUCCUGCAGCACCACAACAACUUUGGACUGUUUGUCAUCGCCUGUGAGAUCGGCUUCGUCCUGUUUGUGCUGUACUUCACGUUCAAGGAAAUAAGGCUCCUCUACCAGCAGAAGAGACGCUACUUCGAUUCAUACUGGUCCUAUGCCGAACUCUCCAUCAUAGUAGCCUCCUACAUCGGCAUGUUGCUCUACGCAUUGAGGUACUUUGCAACAGAGAGAGCCUUGAAAAUCUUCCAGAAGACUGCUGGGAACGGCUACGUGAGGAUGCAAUAUGCUGCAACAUUGAACGAGGCCUACAGCUUGGUUGUCGCCUUCAUCGUGUUCACCGGGACCAUUAAGUUUGCGAAGCUCCUUCGAUUCAACAAGAGAAUUGGAGUCUUAUCAGCAACGCUUCACCAGUGCUGGGACGACCUGAGCGGUUUCCUGAUGGCCUUCGUACUCUGCUUCAUCAGUUUCGUCAUGAUGUUUUACAUGCUGCUCAACAUGUUCCUUGACGAAUUCUGCAACUUCGUCACAGCUGUUGAAACCUGCUUCAGUAUGAUGCUUGGAAAAUUCUCAUUCGACGAGAUGAAAGAGGCUUCGUCCGUCGUACCCAUCAUGUUCUUCGUCUUCGUCCUCUGCAAUUCGUGGGUCCUAAUCAACCUGCUUCUGACGCUCAUCAUCAGGUCUUUCCAACAGGUGAAGCACGACAUCAUGAAACAGCCCAACGAGUACGAGAUGGUGGCGUUCAUCUGGGGACGCUUCAGGACCUUCCUGGGGUACCAGACUCUGAUGCAACAACAACAGCAGACGGGUCCUCUGACCACGAUCGAGAAAGCCAAGACCGACGGCGGCGACGCCGACAAAGUGAACGAACUGCCUAAUAAAGUGGAUAAGUUCCUCGACUACAUGAACCAGGUCUACUUCUCUGGCUCACUGGACGUGAACAACAGAGACGCCCUCAAGUCCUCCUUCUACAGGAGCGAUAUGGGAAGGAAGGCCACCUCCGGGGGUCAGGGAAAUUACGACGCCGUUCCAAAUCGAGGGAGGUCCGGCUUCGGCGGCCCUGUCCGCGAGUCUCCCGACGACAGCCUCAGAAGCGGCCUUCGAAAGGGCACCGGGAAGCCGACCCCAGACGUGAAUAAGUGGCACGGGGCGCUAGAUGACCAGGGCGGCGGUGGUGGGAAGGUCGGCAAUGGGGGUGGUGGGAAAGGCGGCAAUGGGGCCGAUGGCGGGAAGGACGACGGUGGUCCCAAAUACGAAGGGCCGAGAGUGACCAACAAAUUCCAGGCUCAACUGGACGACAUAUAAAUUAGCAUCAUUGCUGCUUUGGAGUCCUUGUUUUUUGAAGUCCUAAUUCUUUGGAGUCUUUGUUUUUUGAAGUCCUAAUUCUCUGGAGUCUUUGUUUUUUGAAGUCCUUACUAGUUGAAGUGUUUGUUUUUUAAGUCCUAAUUCUUUGGAGUCUUUGUUUUUGAAGUCCUAAUUCUCUGGAGUCUUGGUUCUUUGAAACUCAACUCUUGCUUAGGCAUAAAGUGAUUUCAUCUCGACGGUUGUCAAUAAUGUUAUAUAACAUUUCAUUUUGUUAACUGCUAUGGAUUUUUAUGUUCCGAAGACGAAAGAUGAUACCAAAAUCUUGAUAACUGUUUCUGAAAUAUAAAUAAUAUUCAUCAACGUCCCGUAAGUAAGACAUUUUUAUGGUAAUGUUACAUUAUACAUCAAGAUUGCCAGAUCAAGUCAUUGUUGAUUCUGAAAGAUAUAUUUUUUUUUGAACAAAUAGCUUCAAGCAUUAGUAGUUUUGAUUUUAAAUGCAUAUAGUUUUAUGUAUGGAAUUUAUGAUAUGAGAAAAGACUGUGGUAGCAUCAGAAAUACAGAUAACACGGUGCUAAGGAUGAAUUAGAAAUGAUAAAAUGAAGGAUGCUAAGUCACUCCUAAUGAUAUUAAAAGGAAAAUCCUUGUUAGUACACCUGCGGUUCAUUUAAAACAGACUAAAUGUGCUAAGCUACGUGUAUAAAUUUGGGAAAAUGUAUUAAUCUAUAAAUAUAAAAAAUGUAUGAAUUUUAAAUAUAAAUUCUGGAAAAUGUAUUAAUCAAUAAAUAUAAAUUCAGGAAAAUGCAUUAAUCAAAAAUAUAAAUUUAGGAAAAUGUAUCAAUCCAUAAAUAUAAAUUUAGGAAAAUGUAUUAAACCUAUAGAUAUAACUUUAGGAAAAUGUAUUAAACCUGUUGAUAUAGAUUUUAAAAAUGUAUAAAUCUAUAAAUAUAAAUUUAGCCAAAUGUAU
Macrobrachium nipponense is the source of this 10270-nucleotide messenger RNA. RefSeq lists its product as uncharacterized. The record is from RefSeq and is a predicted model, not a curated record. Bases 37 to 9306 code for a protein of 3089 amino acids. Gene Ontology annotation, cellular component: membrane. NCBI's taxonomy places the organism in Eukaryota, Metazoa, Arthropoda, Malacostraca, Decapoda, Palaemonidae. The transcript is spliced from 61 exons. Gene Ontology annotation, biological process: detection of mechanical stimulus. Gene Ontology annotation, molecular function: calcium channel activity; protein binding; calcium ion binding.